This is a messenger RNA of Lobosporangium transversale, 1884 nucleotides long. RefSeq lists its product as hypothetical. The coding region runs from base 1 to 1884 and encodes 627 amino acids. The transcript is spliced from 2 exons. Lineage: Eukaryota; Fungi; Mortierellomycota; Mortierellomycetes; Mortierellales; Mortierellaceae. The record is from RefSeq and is a predicted model, not a curated record.
AUGGUUAUGGCGUCCGCAUCCCCUGCACAGUUCCGUCGCUUCGACACUGUCCCGCCAUCGCUUACGCGGCCUGACUUCAGUCUCAAGUCACGCACGCCCAUACACCUUAUUCAUAUAUCUAGCGCAAAACUCAAUGACCAGAUUUAUUCCUCUAGAUCUCUUUCAAUCGAGCGACGUAUCCUUCUCAAGAACUUCCUGACAUUCCUCUAUCAGCUACAACCCCUUGAAUGGAAUGAGGAAUCUUCUGUCGACAGCCAGGAUCACUGGGCAGAGAACACUCAUUCAGCAGUGAGCAUUGACCACUCCGACUUUGAGCAAGAAUACAAUUAUGAUCAUGAUUGUUCGUCCUCUUCGUCUCGUGAAGAGUUCUUUGAAGACGCUGCUACAACUUUCGGUCUAGACUGGGCAGACGAGCCCAUCCUGUCCCCUUCAGCCGCCGCCGCCGCCUCAGUCGUGACCUCUCGCAGGCGACCCCAGUUCUUACGCUCCAGCCAUGUGCCACUACCACGCCCUGUCUCAAUGGAGCUGCCCAUUGCACUGCAGUCCUACCUCUCGACUGUGUUUGAUGUUGACUGGUCUGUAGGUUUAUCCACAAAAGAAGACUCACUGUUUACCUUCAAGCCAGCGCAGCAAUCGCCACUGCGUUCCACACUUCCUCCAUCAUCCCUAGUGUCCUCUAUCUCUGAAGCAGCUGAUGAUGAGAGCUCUCGUCUACAUCAGCAAUUUUCUUCUCAGAAUCCGCCUGCUGCUGGAGACCGUCAACGCCUCCAGAGCCAUUCACAACCUAUAUUGAACAAUCGCAACGUUUCGUCAGGGACGAACUAUAGUAAAGCCGAAUAUGAUGAAAGCCAGAGUAACUUAGUUCAUCAAUACAACCAACAGCAACCUAUCCGCAAAGACAACUAUACUCAGCAAAAUCUGGCACGAUCCGCCUCGGAAAAAAAUUUCCCUUCACAGUCUGCAUCUCAGACCCAUAUCCAUAAUCAUAUUCACAUUCACAUUCACAACUAUUCACCUGAAAACCAACAGAGUAGCCAGCAUAUUGGCAGUAGUAGCCCUAGGCUGAGUCAUUCGGCACCCAUCGUCCGGUCUGCACGCUAUCCGAAACCAGAAUCUUAUCAUGGCUAUCAGUACCAGGUUGAGCCUAUGACUGUACCCCAAACUGUUGGUAGUGGAUCAUUACCCCACCUUUCAGACUUUCCUGCGCCGCCAGAAACACCACCUCAUACCGGACUCGUGGCGAUGUCAGUAGCCAGCACACAUGCCCCAGUAUCUUUGUCCUUACCAUCCAGCUCAUCCUCCGGAGUAUAUCCACCUGAAAAGACCGAAGCGUUUGUGUCGGGCGUAGAUGAAGAGCAACCCUACCUUGCAGUCGCACCUUCUGCCUCCUCUCUGUGCAUGCAUUCGUCUCUUCCACCCCCACCUUACACUCAGUUGUCUGGUGAUGAAACAUCAUCUGUAUAUGGUGGACUCGCUACCUGUUCUCGAAUAACAAAAUCUGAUCCAAUCCCAAUUGUUCAAUCACCCCUUCUUGCACCGUCCAGGCCACAGCCCCCACCAUCGCUACCAAUUUCAACGUCUUUAUCUAGUUCAGACAAUCAGAAGUUGAUUGAAUAUCAGCAAUAUGAGGAACGCAAGAAGAUGUUUUUGCAAGAGAACAAUAACAAAGAGAACGGACGAUCGUCUGAUGGUCUAGGCUUCAUUAAACAACUAUUUAAGCACGGCUCCAAAAAGAAGACACAGUCAAUGGCGGUGAUCAGUGCACCCUUGCCAGCAACUUCAUCACUCUUACUGGGUUCAAAGACGCCUUUCCUGUUGCAAGAUCUGAUCAAGCAGGAUUUGAUGAAACAGAUGUCCUCUCUCCCCCGAUCCAAAGCAGGUUGA